Molecule: messenger RNA, 3054 nt
Organism: Misgurnus anguillicaudatus (oriental weatherfish)
Lineage: Eukaryota; Metazoa; Chordata; Actinopteri; Cypriniformes; Cobitidae
Gene: sgk1
Product: serum/glucocorticoid regulated kinase 1
Biological process (GO): protein phosphorylation
Molecular function (GO): protein serine/threonine kinase activity; ATP binding
Source: RefSeq, a predicted model, not a curated record
UAUAUAUUUCUCUCUCUAUCUCACACACACUCGCUCUACCAUGGUACUGCAGAUACACAGAGGCACGCGCUGAGGUAUUAGGACGGCAUCAGCGGUCCACAUAUCAUCAUCGGCAUUGGCAGUAAUAACAAUCUGGACCAGAGAGGACAACAACACAGGCAGCACAAAAGGUUCCCUAAUCCAGUUUUCACCUCUCCUGUCCCUCACAAACAUCACGCUGGGGUCCGCAGAGUGCGCAGGCCGGCCAGAGGCCAUGAGACUGGUCCAUAAUGCAGAGAAACAAGGUUUUUCCUUCAAGAAGUGCACGGCGUUCCAGUUUGUCAAGAGAAAGGUGCGCAGGUGGAUGAGGAAUCCAAAGGUGAAUGUGGAGAAAGUCCAGAGUAAAGGUUUCCUGUCUCCUUGUCCAAAGUGUCAAGAAGGGCAAGAUCUGUGGUACACACACUUCCCAGCUCCGUAUGGUUGCUGUCACCACAGUCCUGGAGGAUAUUAUCAUCCACACACCCCUAGCCCUCUCUGUCAGCCCUGCGCCCCGUGCACACCCUGCCAGCCGGACAAAAACAAGACAUGCAAGGUGAGAAAAUGGAAGAUGCUCAGUCGACAUCAUAAUGAUAGCAAAGUAAAGGAGGCGGAGUCAGAGAUGCAUGUGAUCUGUCCUUGGACAGUGUCACCCCUACUGGGAAGCCCUGUACUACUGGAAUGUUGCAUCUGCAAUGGACCUUUCAUCACUUAUGGGAAUGAAGAAACAUGGCAACCACGUCAACGCACACAGGCAAUGGACCUCUACUACCAUGGUGACCCUGAAUCGGAUUUUUGCUGCCCCUCUGAUAACACGUUUAUGAAACAGAGAAAGAUGGGGCUGAACGACUUCAUACAGAAACUUUCCACAAGCUCUUAUGCAUGCAAGCAUCCUGAGGUUCAGUCCAUCCUAAACUUGACACCUCCACAAGAUGCUGAGCUGAUGAACAGCAACCCUUCCCCACCGCCAAGCCCCUCUCAACAGAUCAACCUCGGUCCCUCUUCCAACCCCACUGCCAAACCUUCAGACUUCGACUUCCUCAAGGUCAUCGGUAAAGGCAGCUUCGGCAAAGUUUUGCUGGCGCGACACCGGAGCGAUGAGCAGUUCUAUGCGGUCAAGGUUCUGCAAAAGAAGGCUAUCUUGAAGAAGAAAGAGGAGAAACACAUCAUGUCAGAGCGGAACGUAUUACUGAAGAAUGUCAAGCAUUCUUUCUUGGUUGGCCUCCAUUACUCGUUCCAGACUGCCGAUAAACUCUACUUUGUACUGGACUACAUUAAUGGCGGAGAGCUCUUCUAUCAUUUGCAAAGGGAGAGGUGUUUUCUGGAGCCACGUGCGCGGUUUUACGCUGCGGAGAUCGCGAGCGCUUUGGGGUACCUGCAUUCGCUGAACAUCGUGUAUAGAGACUUGAAACCCGAGAACAUUCUCUUGGACUCGCAGGGACAUAUUAUUCUGACCGACUUUGGCCUCUGCAAGGAGAACAUAGAACCGAACGGGACCACGUCUACGUUCUGUGGGACGCCAGAGUAUUUGGCACCAGAAGUGUUGCAUAAGCAACCGUAUGAUAGGACGGUGGACUGGUGGUGUUUGGGUUCAGUGCUAUACGAAAUGUUAUAUGGCCUGCCUCCGUUCUACAGCCGGAACACAGCAGAAAUGUACGAUAAUAUUUUGAACAAGCCCUUGCAGCUGAAACCCAACAUAUCCAAUGCUGCUCGAAACCUGCUGGAGGGUCUACUACAGAAAGAUCGUACCAAGAGACUAGGCUUCACAGAUGACUUUACUGAGAUCAAGACGCACAUGUUCUUCUCUCCAAUAAACUGGGACGAUCUGAACGCCAAGAAGCUCACUCCCCCUUUCAACCCUAAUGUGACGGGGCCUAAUGACUUGCGACACUUUGACCCAGAGUUCACAGACGAGCCCGUGCCAAAUUCCAUCGGCUGUUCUCCGGACAGCGCUCUAGUUACAUCCAGCAUCUCAGAGGCAGCCGAGGCCUUCCUAGGCUUUUCCUACGCCCCUGCCGUGGAUUCCUACCUGUAGCCCAUCAACACAGAAACGCCAUUACCUGUAGCUCAUUACCAUCAUUGGAAACUUGUAUGGCAUCACUAUAAGAACGAAAACCCAGUCCCAUUUUCCCCACCCCCAGGAGGGGGCAUUUGCACAUGGCGUACGGCAGCUCGAAGGGCCUUUUAUUUAAAAGGCCCGAGUUUUACAUUUAUUAAAAGACUCAUCUGCAUCGUCCGCAUCCAACUGCACGAUUUCUCCUCCGCUUUCACGCCAUGUUGUAUCAGGCAGACAGACGGUGAAAGAUAGAGGGAGAAGAUUGAUGCUGAUGGACAUUUAUUGUAUAUUUUUCUGUUUGCUCAUAGUAUUUACUUUUAUAGGACUGAUGUUGAUAGAGUGAGAAACCGUUUCGGAUGAGCGUGUGUGUGUGUGUGUGUGUGUUGUCGUCUUAACACCUCUCAUGACUUAUUUCUCAUGUUUCUUUCGAAAUCAUUUGAUCUGGCACAUCAGUCAGAUUUAAAUAUAGUCGUUUAUGACGCUAAAACCACUGAAUAUGUAUAUCAGCAUCUGAUGUUCAUUGUGAUUUAUCAGUUAUGCAUCUGGGAUCAAGUUGCACAGUUAGUCUUUCGUUUUCUUCUUAAUUUAAAGAGCACUUCCUAAGUUUACUUUUUUUGUUCUUUGGACAUGAGUGAGAGGUGCUAGAGAGAUCUGCUGCUACUGUGUGUAGAUAAGCAUCAGGACCAAUGAAUCAGAAGCCUGUGUCUCACCUUUGUCUUCCAGCCUUGUAAGAUGUAAUCGUACAGAUCAGACAGAAUGGACCGAUUUUGUCGAAGCAUCACAUUCCAUUGAAUAAGACUUGCUAUUUAAGUUCAUUUGUAUAUUUUAUGUGUAUGUAUGUAUGUAUUAGUUUUAAUGUAUAUGGAACAAAAACUUAAGAGGUAUGCUUAUGUAACAAUAAAUGUACUGUACAAUUGUAAAAUGUUUGAAUCGUGUGACCUUGUUUGGUUCGCAAUAAAACUUUGUGGUUAUUUUUCCUCAAA